Messenger RNA from Encephalitozoon hellem ATCC 50504, 654 nucleotides. RefSeq lists its product as uncharacterized. Lineage: Eukaryota; Fungi; Microsporidia; Unikaryonidae. The record is from RefSeq and is a predicted model, not a curated record. The transcript has a single exon. Bases 1 to 654 code for a protein of 217 amino acids.
AUGAAUCCAGCAAAACUAUUUAGCACAGGCAAUCCUUUAGUAUAUAUCGGAUUUGUUGUUUCUCCAGUGAUCGGAUACAUUCCACAGAUACUCUCAAGAGAUAUUCUCCUAUCCCCGCUUAUUUCAACCUUCUUCAUAAUGUCGAAUAUACUCAAGGUAUUUCAUUACAGCUUUGAAAAAUACUCUGGGUUUCUCUUAGCACAAUAUGUCUUUGCAAUUCUACUCCACAUGUUUCUGAUAACCAUGAACAGGAGGCCACUAAGCACUUACGAGGCAAGGAUACUCGGAAACAGGACAACAAGACUACUCUACAGAAAGUAUGGGGUCAAAGGAAGUGUUCUGGGGAUGGUGUGUAUCUUUAUCUUUUUCAUAAAUCUGUAUGGUGCUCUCUACGGGACUUAUGAGCAUUGCGGAAGGUUUUCAUCGGCUCUUGAAAUAGCUGUUAAUCUUUUCCAGCUGAUACUUGAGAGAGAAGAAAAAAAUCCUGAAAAUCAAAAAAGGGAACCCAAGAGAUCACCUAAGGAGGUUUACUUUUGCUGGGUGGUGGGGGACGUGAUAAAGAUAUGGCUUAUGUCAAGCAUUAGGGCACCCAUAAUCUUCAUUGGAACAAUAGUUGUUCAAAUCUUUAUUGAUAUUUUUCUGAUUUUUUCCUGA